This is a messenger RNA of Somion occarium, 2254 nucleotides long. The record is from the annotation of a GenBank genome assembly. Lineage: Eukaryota; Fungi; Basidiomycota; Agaricomycetes; Polyporales; Cerrenaceae.
GCGACACAGUGAGAGACAUGGCGAAGUAGCAACUUGUAAUGACACUCAGUACUCAGCACUCAAGCACUCAAAGUUAUUCUGCAUAUAUUAGCAGGCCCUUGACGAUACUUCGACGUACCGAAGGCAUACAUGGGCAUCGAAUAAGAGGACAGCCAGCAUCCUUUGCCUCCUUCCGUCAGACUGUCUGAGGAUCAAAUGACAGUACCACAGUAUUUGACAGCCUGGCGGCUCCCUGGAAUCUUCAUGAUGUUGGUGUGAAUGUCCACAGUGCAUAGCGUAUAAGCGCAUCCUCUUUGGGCCCUAUUCCUUCAAAGUGUCCUCUGGAACCGAUCUUCCACUUGAUGUACCAAGGUUUCCCUGUUUCUGAUGAGUUGGAGUUAUAACGGCAUCUUGGUCGCUUCGAGACUGUAUAUGCAUGCAGAUGAAUCGCACACAUUUUCGCAUAUCCGAGAUGAUAUUCUGCCUCACACUGUGUGCUCUACCAUUUGCAUUCUUCCUAUGGCUCAGACGUUCCGUGAAGGGUCGUUUACCUCUCCCUCCUGGACCGAAGGGUUAUCCUUUCAUUGGUAAUAUGCUUGAUAUGCCAACUGUCACCCCAUGGAAAGUGUUCCAGGAAUGGUGCAAGGUUUAUGGCGACGUCAUCUAUUUGGAUCUCCCUGGCCGACCAACAAUCGUUUUGGGUUCCGUGAAGGUUGCUGUGGAACUUCUGGAGAAACGCUCAAGUAUCUACUCAGAUCGAGCUGUUUUUGUAACGGAUAAGCUGCUGUCCUGGGACUUCAACUUUGCCUUCAUGCCAUAUUCUCAGACGUGGCGCAAUCAUCGUCGAGCUUUCCACCAGUAUUUCAACCAAGGCGAAGUACAUAAGUAUCAUCCAAUUCAGGUUCGAGAAUGUCGUGCAUUUUUGCAGCGAAUGUUAGAUUCCCCAGAGAAUAUAGCGCAGCAUGUUCGUCAGAUAUAUACAGCGAUUAUUCUGAAGAUCGUCUAUGAUAUGGAAGUCACGGGCAUGAACUGCGAAUACGUUCUUCUGGCACAAGAAGCUAUGAUGGCUCUCAAUAUUGCGAGGGUUACUGAAGCAUCUUGGGUGGAAUAUCUGCCAAUUCUGAAGCAUAUUCCGAGCUGGGUUCCUGGUGCUCGCUUCAAGAAGUUAGCAGAUCGUUUCAGACCUGUUGUCGAGACAAUGCGUGACAAGCCUUUUAAUCAAAUAAAGCGAGACGUUGCAAAUGGGAAAGGUUCUUCCUCCGUUUCCGGCAAAUUACUCAAAAGGCUGCAAGACCGAUUUGGGGAAACAGAACUGAACCAAGAGCAAGAGGAGAUAGCUCGUAAUGUUGCAGGUAUAGCUUAUGCCGCCGCAGCUGAUACUACUACUUCUGCUGCACAGUCUUUCUUCGUUGCAAUGAGUCUAUACCCCGAUGUUCAAAGAAAGGCGCAGGCCGAACUUGAUCGCGUCGUCGGUCCUGAUAGACUUCCAGAUUUUAACCAUCUUGACGAGCUUGUCUACAUUCAGGCCGUUGCUUUGGAAACCAUGCGUUGGGCAGUAGUCACACCUCUGGCCAAUCCUCAUAGAUUACUUCGUGAUGAUGAGUUCAAUGGCUUCUUCAUUCCGAAAGGUACGACAGUGCUUCCUAAUGCAUGGGCCAUGUUGCAUGAUCCGGAUGAGUAUCCUGAUCCAGACGAGUUCAAGCCUGAACGAUUCAUCAAGGACGAACAACUGGAUCCCAACGUGCGUAGUCCUCUGAGUAUCGCAUUCGGGUUUGGGCGGCGAAUUUGCCCAGGACGACAUUUGAGUGGAUCAUCGCUAUUUCUUACAAUCGCAUCAGUCUUGCAUACUUUGAGCAUUCAGCCUGCUCUUGGACAAGAUGGCAAAACUAUAGACCCGUCAACCAUGAUGAGUACGGGCAUAAUUUCGAGUCCGAAGUGUGUCCCGUGUAUUGUCAAUCCCCGCUCUGCCAAUGCGGAACAUCUUAUUCGUCAUUGGAAUUCCACCGCGAGUGAGUAGGUAAUAGGUGGCCGUAGUGUUAAAGGGAGCCUGGUGCUUACUUGAAGCGUCACCAUGAUCAACAUGACAAAAGUUCAACCCCAUCCUGACGUUUUCGGUCCAGGGCAAUCGACUAGCUACGAUGUUGAAGCUUGACUGCAUCCAUAAAACUAAGAUUGACUGGCGGAUUCUAGAGUAUCAUUGACAUUUCUCACAGUGCCACGUGUGAUUCCUGUACAGGGUUAGUUUCAUGCUCCAAUAAUUUUGGGAGUGCUCAGU